Molecule: messenger RNA, 952 nt
Organism: Nomia melanderi (Alkali bee)
Lineage: Eukaryota; Metazoa; Arthropoda; Insecta; Hymenoptera; Halictidae
Product: zinc metalloproteinase nas-4
Biological process (GO): proteolysis
Molecular function (GO): zinc ion binding; metalloendopeptidase activity
Source: RefSeq, a predicted model, not a curated record
AUAUCAGAAGAGAUCCCUGUUAAACGCCACUUUUUCUAUAAAUAAAUCCACCAUGAGUUUCCAUUGUUCGGUUAUUUAUUUGUUCGUGUUCGUUCUUGUAACUUUUACAUCGGGCUGGCCAUUCCAGCGCCGCGACGUCCUGGAUAAUUCAGUGGACAGUCCCGAGGGAGUGAUCGCUCAUUUACACCACUUCGGUGAACUUCUUUACCAGUUCCCAGAUAACGCAACAGGAGCUGCUGUGGCGAACUGGCAUGAGGGUUGGGACCGUAAUCCGGAAGAGUUGGGUAGCUACGCGGAGGGUGACAUUCUGUUUCCACCCCAGCUGGGGAAAAAUGGUUUAAAAGCGGAAUCCUCUCGUUGGCCAGGUGGUGUUGUUCCUUACAUGAUCAGUCCGUACUUUAAUGAGAAACAGCGAAAAUUGAUUCAAGACGCUAUGAACGAUUACCACAAGUACACAUGCAUAAAGUUUAAACCUUAUAAUGGUGAGGAGACCGAUUAUAUCAGGAUCACAGCUGGCGAGACUGGUUGUUGGAGCAGCGUAGGAAGAAUCGGUGGACGACAAGACGUGAAUUUACAAGUUCCAGGUUGUGUCGUGAAAAAGGGCACGGUAAUACACGAGCUAAUGCACGCAAUAGGAUUCUUGCAUGAACAAAGCAGAUACGAGCGGGACGAAUUUAUUUGGAUUCAAUGGAAUAAUAUUUUGAAUGGUCAUGCUGGAAAUUUUGAAAAAGCGUCCAGACAGACCACUGACGCGUUCGGUGUCGGAUACGAUUACGGAAGCGUAAUGCAUUACUCCGCAAAUGCGUUUUCCAAGAACGGUCAACCUACCAUAAUCCCAAAGAGUACAUCGCAGAUCCAGCUGGGGCAGAGAGAAGGGUUCAGUAAAAGAGACAUUCAGAAAAUACGGAAGAUGUAUAGAUGCAGUAAACGUAGGCGAAGCAGUUCUUAUUAA